Molecule: messenger RNA, 2728 nt
Organism: Peromyscus leucopus (white-footed mouse)
Lineage: Eukaryota; Metazoa; Chordata; Mammalia; Rodentia; Cricetidae
Gene: Drd1
Product: dopamine receptor D1
Exons: 2
Coding region: 1162-2499 (445 amino acids)
Biological process (GO): adenylate cyclase-activating adrenergic receptor signaling pathway; G protein-coupled dopamine receptor signaling pathway; vasodilation
Cellular component (GO): plasma membrane
Molecular function (GO): G protein-coupled receptor activity; dopamine neurotransmitter receptor activity, coupled via Gs
Source: RefSeq, a predicted model, not a curated record
UGGGGGCGUGGGUGUGGGCAGGGUCGGCUUUGACACCGAGCUUUGGGUGGAACUUGGGGUUGACCCGAAGAGGUGCUGAGUGCAGAACCCAAGUUUGGUUUACUUAAGAUUUGAACGCCAGAAUUUGUCUCUUGGGCGCUGUCUUGUGUCAGGGUCCCCCGGUGGACGAGGUAGCCAGAGGGGGCAAGGCGAUCACGUAGGCGUCCCACUACCCUGAUCCCGCUGCGCCAUCCGGGAACCACGUGUGGCUGUCGCCCGCCACUCUGCCUGUCAAGCUCAGCCCAUCCCCAGGGCCGGGAGGGGACGCGGAGGCGGGGUGGGCUGUGCCCCGCUGGAACCCAGCCGGCCGGUGUCCGCCGGAGCGGCUGUGCCUGCCUGCUGCUCCUGCCGCUGCUGACAGGAGCGGGUGGCACAAGGGGUCCUGCCCUAAGAUCGAGGAGCCAAAGGGGAGCCUUGCGCUGGGUUCCGGCAGACAGGUCAGAAAGCUGCCCCAGUGACUGGUCCUGGUGGUGCCUCUCCCAAGGACACUCCGAGAAUCCUGGGGUCAGCAAUCUGUAGGUGGCCAAGAUAGCAGAGGACCACCGCUUCCCUGGGUACCUGGUCUGGAAUUCCUUUCUCAAAUCUGGCCCAGAGAUUUUUGUGCAUCAGUUGGGGAACACUUGCUAGGGCGGCUCGAGUCACUGUGAGAGUUCCAGGGGUUUGGGGAGAGGCGACCCCAAAGCAAGGGCUUCUGGAGAGAUGUGGCGCCAGGGUCUUGGAGGAGAAAUACAUGUAUUUUAGGCUGUGUUUCAGAGGAAGAGGCAGCAACCCUGAAAAGUGACUGUAAUUGCCCAGGAAGAGGCCUCAGACUCUCGAGCUGAAGACUUAGAAUGUGCUGAAAAGCCGGUGCUCUCCUUGGGGAAUCUAGGGACCAGCUGGUGCCCAGGAGAGUGACCUGGAGCACGGAACCCAGGAGACAGAUGGGAAACAAAAGGGUCCUUUAACCGGCAUGGCUUGGAUGGCUACAGAGAAGCUCCCGAUGGAACACCUCUGUCCUUUAUUCCGGGCAGCAACCGGGGCUGGGCAAGACGCUGCUGGCUGGUGACUGACCAGGGGAAGUCUGGCUAAGCCUGCAGGAGAACAGGAGGGCCAAGUCACCUGGAAGUGCUUUCUGUCUGGAAGAUGGCUCCGAACACUUCUACCAUGGAUGGGGCCGGGCUGGCAGUGGAGAGGGAUUUCUCCUUUCGCAUCCUCACGGCCUGUUUCCUGUCGCUGCUCAUCCUGUCCACUCUCCUGGGGAACACCCUGGUCUGCGCCGCUGUCAUCAGGUUCCGACACCUGCGGUCCAAGGUGACCAACUUCUUUGUCAUCUCCUUAGCUGUGUCGGAUCUCUUGGUGGCUGUCUUGGUCAUGCCCUGGAAAGCUGUGGCCGAGAUUGCCGGCUUUUGGCCCUUCGGGUCUUUUUGCAACAUUUGGGUAGCCUUUGACAUCAUGUGCUCCACUGCAUCCAUCCUUAACCUCUGUGUGAUCAGCGUGGACAGGUACUGGGCUAUUUCCAGCCCUUUCCAAUAUGAGAGAAAGAUGACCCCCAAGGCAGCCUUCAUCCUGAUUAGCGUAGCAUGGACUUUAUCUGUUCUUAUCUCCUUUAUCCCAGUGCAGCUAAGCUGGCACAAGGCAAAGCCCAUGUGGCCCUUGGAUGACAAUUCCACUUUCCUGGAAGACAUUGAGGAUGAAAAUUGUGACACCAGGUUGAGCAGGACGUAUGCCAUUUCAUCCUCCCUCAUAAGCUUUUACAUCCCCGUAGCCAUUAUGAUUGUUACCUACACCAGUAUCUACAGGAUUGCCCAGAAACAAAUUCGGCGCAUCUCAGCCUUGGAGAGGGCAGCAGUCCAUGCCAAGAAUUGCCAGACCACGGGUAAUGGAAACCCUGUUGAAUGUUCUCAAUCAGAAAGUUCCUUUAAGAUGUCCUUCAAGAGAGAGACUAAAGUACUGAAGACCCUGUCUGUGAUCAUGGGGGUGUUCGUGUGCUGCUGGCUCCCUUUCUUCAUCUCAAACUGCAUGGUACCCUUCUGUGGGUCUGAGGAGACCCAGCCAUUUUGCAUUGAUUCCAUCACCUUUGAUGUAUUUGUGUGGUUUGGGUGGGCAAAUUCCUCCUUGAACCCCAUUAUUUAUGCCUUUAACGCUGAUUUCCAAAAGGCAUUCUCAACCCUCUUAGGAUGCUAUAGACUUUGUCCUACAACGAAUAAUGCCAUAGAGACAGUGAGCAUCAACAACAAUGGGGCUGUGGCGUUUUCCAGCCACCACGAGCCUCGAGGUUCCAUCUCCAAGGACUGCAAUCUGGUUUACCUGAUCCCCCAUGCUGUGGGCUCCUCCGAGGACCUGAAAAAGGAGGAGGCGGGUGGAAUAGCUAAACCACUGGAGAAGCUGUCCCCGGCCUUAUCGGUCAUAUUGGACUAUGACACUGAUGUCUCUCUAGAGAAGAUCCAACCUGUCACACACAGUGGACAGCACCCAACCUGAGUCUUGAGUCCUCACCUCCGAAGCUAGGACAUCCCUAGAGCUGGCUGUUAAGGAAUUAAGGUCUGGUGGAACUGUGAUCCACCAUGAGAUCCCUCUGCCGCUUCUGAACAAUUACAAAGCUUUUCAAAUGCAUUAAUUACAGUGUGUUUUCUAGGGAUACGUGAAGAGCCACAAGGGAAACGACCUUGGCUCUGAAAUCAUUUUUGAAACCUAUUAUCUUAGGAUGUAA